Podarcis lilfordi (Lilford's wall lizard) is the source of this 2886-nucleotide messenger RNA. Lineage: Eukaryota; Metazoa; Chordata; Lepidosauria; Squamata; Lacertidae. The record is from the annotation of a GenBank genome assembly.
AUGAACUCAGCCUCAGCAGAUGUCUUAAAUGGAGGCUUACUAGCUGCUACAGAGAAUGUCAUUGUGGCCUCCAUGAAUUACCGUGGAGGAAUGUUAGGUUUCCUGUACUUGCCGCCAGCUGCCCCAGGAAAUGUUGCAUUGUGGGACCAACAUCUGGCUCUGAAGUGGGUGAGUGAGAACGCAGCUGUCUUUGGCGGGGAUCCAGCUCAGUUGACUCUCCUUGGCCUCGGUUCUGGAGGAGCCUCAGUUGGUUUCCACCUGCUUUCACCGGCAAGCCAACCCCUUGUUGCCCGUGGUGUGCUUCAUAGUGGAGUUCCCACUGCCCGCUGGAUUUGGAGGAAUCCUGAAAAGGCUGAAAGAGAAUCAGCGAUGUUGAGUCAGCUCAUGGGGUGUCCUAAAACUAACCACAGUGCAAUGGUCAGCUGCCUACAGGGGAAGGAAAUUGAGAGCCAUGCACUUUCUGAACUCUGUGGUAUCAGAUCAAUAACAGCGGAUGGGGAAUUUCUCACCGAUGAGCCCAGAAAGCUCCUGGAGAGAGGCAUUCAAGGCAAACCUAUUCUCACUGGUGUCAUGGCUAAUGAAGACUCAUUCAUGGCAUACCUUAUGCUUCCUAGUGCUGAAGUAAAUGAUGGGAUCCUGACCUGGGAGCAGCUCCUUCAGCGGGUGCUGGAAACUCUGAAAACAGAAGAGGUUGCGAGGGCUAUAGCCCUCAAAUAUGCUGAAUACUUUCAAGGGCCAGAGCGGUACCGUUUGGCCUUGAUUCAGUAUUUGGGAGAUUAUCCCCUUUUAUGCCCAAUGAUGGAGUUUGCUGCAAAGGCCAGAGAAGUUGGGAGCCCAGUUUAUGCUUUCUACUUCAGCCACCGCAGUUCUGGCUUUCCUUGGCCAGAGUGGAUAGGGACCCCCCACGGAGCAGAGAUCCCCUACUUGUUUGGAAACUUGGCAGCAUCAUUGCGGAAAGACCCAUCGGAGGCGGAGGUGGAAUUGAGCCGGCGAGUGAUGCGAUACUGGGCGGAGUUUGCCAGAAGCGGGUAAGGUAUUCACCUUUCUGUGCCAAGGACUAAGUAUGCCUGCCCAUAUAUGCCAACAUGCCUUUUACUAUGUUUUUAAAAAUAAAUGAAGUAAUUAUCUUGUUGCACACCAUCCCAAUAUCUGAGGGGUGCUAGAUUUCAGGGUUCCAGGCGUUUCACCUUGGUUUGGUUUCCUUGGGAUGAAGACUGCUGUGUCUUUAGGAUAUAUGGUUUAUUUGCACACACACAGAUAUACAACCUGCUGCUAUGAUGGAGAGGCUGACAGCAUUAACCCCCCAGUAUGUCUUGGACCCCAAGAAUUACAAGGAAUGCUGGGAUCAUGCAGGCUACCCUCCCCCAGACUCACAACAAUAUUUUCAGCUGCUGAUUUUAUUUAUACUUUAAUUUUUUUAAUUUUUUGGAUUACUUUUUGUAAACUUCUGAAUGUUAUUAUUUUAAAAUAUCUAUUCUGUUCCUGCAAACUGCUUCGACAUCUGACAAUCCACUUAAUUAAAUAAAAAUAAGUAAAUGGCGGAACCUGGAUCAUUAAACCAUCGUAAAAAACAACAACAUGUGCACAUACAUUUCAGUGUAUACAAAUCUAAAUGUUCCCAUUUAGUAACUGAUCUGUGGUUUUCAGAGCUGAAAAUGUUCUAGGGAUGACUACUUGCUUCUGACUUUGAUGUCAGCUCUGUCUUCUUCAAGCAUUGGAUCCUCACCCUGAAAUCAGUCUGAGGCUGUAAUAAAGCUCUGAUUUCUUUGUUGCGUCUACAGGAAUCCCACCGGAUCUGCGCCGAAUGAGGAACAGUGGCCGGUCUACAAUGCUACAGAGCAGAACGUCUUCCCCAUUACCACAGAGGCAGCCCAGGACAAAUGGACGCCACCUGGUCCACGAUGUGCUUUCCUGGCCACUCAUCUAGCAAAUGAAAUAGAAGGAAGUGAGUUCAGGGCUCUCUUCGGAAAGGGGGGAUGCCCAGCUCUGGAUUGGGAACCUUCAGCCCUUAGUAGUGCAAUUGCUAGAUGAAAAGAUGGAGAAGGGAUUUUAUUAAAAGGGGGCAUUUUUCUCUUAUCAGAGGUCCUCCACAAACUCCCCACAGCUGUCUUGUGCCCUCAGUGCUCCAGGGUCCCUACUCUCCUCCCCACUCCCUUACUAACUUAUCCUCUGGCUUUUUCAGGCUUUAUCAAACAUUAAAAUAAGAGCCACCACAUGAAUAGUUAUGUUAUCUGCAACCCAACAUUUCAUGAGUUUUGUUUUUUUUAAUUGCCAAUUGCUGGAGAAAUGUGGAGAACUGAAUCAUAAGAACAGAGAAAUGAGAAGCUGGGAGAACCAAAAUGGGCAGAUCUGUUCAUCCAUAGUGGUUAGUGGUCAAGGUUGAGCAUUACAGGCCAACAACAUCUGGAGGGCCAUGUGUCCCCCAUCCUCCUUUUUCAUUUUUUAAAAUUCAUUUUUAGUUCCCGCAGCAUUCUGGUACAGGAGGCAUGAUGGCUGGAGCCUUGCUGGCCUCACUGCAGAAGCCACUGCGAUAAAGCAUUUUCAAAAAUGUGAGCUGGGGAAGGGAAUACUUGCUCCCCUUGGAUGCCUCAGAGAACUUCCUGUGAAGCAGCUUAGGACCCCAUCUUCAAUGGGGCAUGAGGAGUACCAUAAGAAUCCAGGGUGGAAGGAUUUUGGCCUGCUUUUGAUGGAAAACAAAAACUGGGAGACUAAUCAGAUCGCCUGCAAAAGGGGUUUGAUCUUCUGUUGAUCAAUUACUUUCCCCAACCAUUGUUUAUUUUUCCUUUUGCAGGGAAAUCUGAAGAAGGUUGUAUACCACCUGUUCAAGAGAAAGAUGUGAAGAAUGAGGCCCGAGAUGGCGAAAACCAUGCCUCAGGAACUGUUUAG